AUGGGCGCGUUCAUCGCCAAGAUGCUCCUGCCGACCGUGAGCAGCCUGGUGUUUCUGCCGGCCGCCAGCGUGGCCGCCAAGAGGGGCUUCCACAUGGAGGCCAUGGUCUACUUCUUCACCAUGUUCUUCACCGCGAUCUACCACGCGUGUGACGGGCCGGGGCUGUCCAUCCUGUGUUUCAUGAAGUACGACAUCCUGGAAUACUUCAGCGUGUACGGGACCGCUCUCUCCAUGUGGGUCACACUCAUCGCGCUGGGAGAUUUUGACGAGCCCCAACGGUCCAGCAUCACCAUGUUUGGAGUGCUGACCAUCGCAGUGAGGAUCUACCAGGACCGCUGGGGAUACGGGAUCUUCUCCGGACCGAUCGGGUCAGCUGUCUUCAUCAUCAGCGUCAAAUGGCUGCAGAAGAUGAAAGACAUCAGGGCGGUGUAUCCGGAGAAGAGCGUUUACACCCAGCAGGUCGGUCCUGGAUGCUGCUUCGGGGCUCUGGCUCUGAUGCUGCGCUUUUACUUUGAGGAGUGGGACUACACCUAUGUGCACAGCUUCUACCACCUGUCUCUGGCUGUGUCCUUCAUCCUGCUCCUUCCCAAGAGGAACCGCUACGCCGGGGACGACCACAACGCUGCCAAGCUCAGCUGUCUGGCCCUCUGCUGCUGUACCAUGUCCCCUGGUACUACGAAGGAGAAGACAAAGAAGGAGAGGCAGAAGAAGAAGAAGACGGUGUGGACGGUGCCCAUGGAGAAACUGUGCAGCACCCCCACCCUGCCGCUGUACCACACGGCCCCGCCAUCGCCCGUCAAAGGAAUCAGCAUCAGCAAGCUGAAGGAGAUGAACGGCUGGAAGUGA
Molecule: messenger RNA, 846 nt
Organism: Lampris incognitus (smalleye Pacific opah)
Lineage: Eukaryota; Metazoa; Chordata; Actinopteri; Lampriformes; Lampridae
Gene: mymk
Product: myomaker, myoblast fusion factor
Exons: 6
Coding region: 1-846 (281 amino acids)
Cellular component (GO): plasma membrane
Source: RefSeq, a predicted model, not a curated record